Molecule: messenger RNA, 4998 nt
Organism: Sphaerodactylus townsendi
Lineage: Eukaryota; Metazoa; Chordata; Lepidosauria; Squamata; Sphaerodactylidae
Gene: ANO3
Product: anoctamin 3
Exons: 29
Coding region: 130-3213 (1027 amino acids)
Biological process (GO): chloride transmembrane transport
Cellular component (GO): plasma membrane
Molecular function (GO): protein dimerization activity; chloride channel activity
Source: RefSeq, a predicted model, not a curated record
AGCAGGUGCUGGGUUACAUAGCUGCUCCAAAUCUGCUGGAUUCGAUGGAGCAGCAAGCCUGCCUGUUUCCCAUUUUCAACACCUUGAUUCUCUCAAGCUCAAUAAAUCACCACGGUUGAGAUCUCAUACAUGAAGAUGGUUCACCACUCUGGUUCUAUUCAGUCAUUUAAACAGCAAAAAGGUAUGAAUACUAGCAAGAGUGAAACUGUAAAAGAGCCCCCUUUAAAGCCUUCCAGACGAUCCUUGCCAUGCCUUGCUCAAAGCCAAACACACCCUCACAGCCUCAGCAAGCAUUCCUCAUUUCUUCAACCAAAUCGAGUACAACCUCAGCCUCAGCAACCUGUGAGUGCAGGAGCAUCGAUGACAGGUAUCGAUGUAGUGUCAGAACGAGCUAAAGUAAUGGAAGUACUGGAAAACAAUCUACUCAAGUUGUCUAAUACAGAAUACAGUGAUCCAUUUGUGGACAAUUUCAUGAUCCAGAAGGUGGAAGAAGCAACAAGGGGAAUGGCCAAGGACGUAGGAAGAGAGAAGAGACACAUAGGAAGAGAGAAAGACACAUAUACAGAUGAUUCAGAACAUGGGAAUUAUGAUUCUCGAACAGAUCAGUCACUGCUUAUUCAAAGUACACCUACAAGACAAAAAACAGAAUCUCGGACUAAGUCAUCUCUGAAGAGUAAUAUGAGUGUCCUAGCAACAUCAGGGCUCUUCUUCAAAGAUGGCAAAAAACGUAUUGAUUAUAUCUUAGUUUAUAAAAAAUCAAGUCUACAAAUAGAGAAAAGGAGCACUUUUGAAAAGAACCUGCGAGCAGAAGGAUUAAUGUUAGAAAGAGAGCAAGCUGUUACAAGCCAUGAUAUUAUGUUUGUUAAAAUUCACUGUCCUUGGGAUACAUUGUGCAAAUAUGCUGAAAGGAUGAGCAUCAGGAUGCCUUUCAGGAAAAAAUGUUAUUACACUGACUGGAGGAGCAAAACCAUGGGCAGUCUGCAGAGGAAUAUGAGGGAAUUGAAAAGCUGGUUGCCCAGAAAUCCAAUGAAACUUGACAAGGAAGCACUCCCUGACCUGGAAGAAACAGAUUGCUACACAGCACCCUUCAGUCGAGCACGCAUACAUCAUUUUACAAUCAACAACAAAGACAGUUUCUUCAGCAACUCCACAAGAAGUAGGAUAGUACAUCAUAUGCUGCAUAGGACAAAGUAUGAAGAUGGCAAAUCAAAAAUGGGCAUAAAUAGAUUACUCAGCAAUGGAACAUAUGAAGCAGCAUUUCCACCUCAUGAGGGAAGUCACAAAAGCAGGCAUCCCAUCAAAACUCAUGGAGCUCAGAAUCACCGACAUCUUUUAUAUGAACGGUGGGCACGAUGGGGAAUGUGGUACAAAUACCAGCCUUUGGAUUUGAUCAGGCGAUAUUUUGGAGAGAAAAUUGGCCUUUAUUUCGCUUGGUUAGGAUGGUACACUGGGAUGCUCAUUCCAGCAGCACUUGUUGGCCUGUUUGUUUUCCUUUAUGGAUUAUUUACGAUGGAUUCCAGUCAAGUAAGCAUAGAGAUCUGUGAGGCAAAUGAAACCAUCAUGUGUCCUAUGUGUGAAAAGAAUUGCACACUUCAAAAACUGAAUGAGAGUUGCAUCUAUGCAAAGGUCACACACUUAUUUGAUAAUGGAGGGACUGUCUUUUUUGCUAUUUUUAUGGCUAUAUGGGCUACAGUUUUCUUAGAGUUUUGGAAAAGGCGGAGAGCUGUACUAACCUAUGACUGGGAUCUAAUAGAUUGGGAAGAAGAAGAGGAAGAGCUUCGACCUGAGUUUGAAGCAAAAUAUUCCCAAGUGGAGCGGGUAAAUCCCAUAACAGGAAAACCUGAACCUUUUCAACCAUUCCCUGAUAAACUUAGUCGACUGAUGGUGUCUGUGUCAGGAAUAUUCUUUAUGAUAUCAUUGGUACUCACAGCAGUGUUUGCAGUUGUUGUGUACCGCUUGGUGGCUAUGGAACAGUUUGCCUCUUUCCAGUGGUAUUUUAUCAAAAAGUACUGGCAGUUUGCAACAUCAGGCACUGGAGUGUGCAUCAACUUUAUGAUCAUCAUGUCACUUAAUGUUGUAUAUGAAAAAGUUGCCUACCUCUUAACAGAUUUAGAACAUCCUCGAACAGACUCAGAAUGGGAAAAUAGUUUUGCCUUGAAAAUGUUUCUCUUCCAAUUUGUCAACUUGAAUAGUUCUAUCUUCUACAUUGCUUUCUUUCUUGGAAGAUUUGCUGGACGCCCUGGAAAGUACAACAAGCUUUUUAACAGGUGGAGAUUGGAAGAGUGUCAUCCAAGUGGCUGCUUGAUAGACCUCUGCCUGCAAAUGGGCGUUAUCAUGGUUUUAAAGCAAAUGUGGAACAACUUCAUGGAACUCGGCUAUCCGUUGCUACAAAACUGGUGGUCACGGCGCAAGAUCAAGAAAGGAGGGCAGUUGUUGGAGCAUAAAUUCUCUCUACCUCAGUGGGAAAAAGAUUGGAAUCUACAGCCAAUGAACCUCCAUGGUCUGAUGGAUGAGUACUUAGAAAUGGUUUUACAGUUUGGCUUUACUACCAUCUUUGUAGCUGCUUUUCCACUGGCACCUCUUCUGGCAUUGCUUAACAACAUCAUAGAAAUUAGACUUGAUGCUUAUAAGUUUGUUACACAAUGGAGGCGACCGAUGCCUGCGAGAGCAACAGAUAUAGGAAUUUGGUAUGGAAUCCUCGAAGGAAUAGGAGUCCUUGCUGUAAUCACCAAUGCUUUUGUUAUUGCCAUUACUUCUGACUAUAUCCCACGAUUUGUUUAUGCAUACAAAUAUGGCCCUUGUGUGGAUCAAGGAUACAGACAGGAAAAUUACACAUUUAAUAGAUGUUUGAAGGGAUAUGUCAACAGCAGCUUAUCAAUAUUUGAUCUGAGCGAACUUGGCUUGGGAUAUUCAGGAUAUUGCAGGUAUAGAGAUUACAGAGCACCUCCAUGGAGUUCAACUCCUUAUGAAUUUACUUUACAGUUCUGGCAUGUCCUAGCAGCUCGACUGGCCUUCAUUAUAGUAUUUGAACACCUUGUUUUUGGAAUAAAAUCUUUCAUUGCCUACUUAAUCCCAGACAUGCCCAAAGACCUAUGUGACAGAAUGAGAAGGGAAAAAUAUUUAGUCCAGGAAAUGAUGUACGAAGCUGAAUUAGAGCAUUUGCAGAAAGAACGGAAAAAGAAUGGCAAACAGUAUCACCACGAAUGGCCUUAGUUGAUAUCAAAUAACAGUGACAACUUUCACAUGAGAAUGGGUGCUUCUGAUUAGAGGCUGAAGAUGGGAGUCUAAAGAUUUAAGCCUUGUAAAUAUGCUGCAAUUGAAAAACAAAUUAUUAAGUUUUGCUGUGAACUGGAAGAAUCAUGUUAACCCAUAGAGAUGCCAAAUGGCUAUGCUGAAGAUGCAUUACUGAGGACUGAACGCUGGCUCAGCAGAAGUGGAUUUGCUCAGCAAAAGUGUAAGAUACAAAGAACUUGUGUAAGGCAUCUACAGCAAAGUAAAAACAAAAUCUAUCACUUGUAAAAGUUUCAUAGUAAGGGCAUGAUUUUUUUUUAAAAAAAAGAUGGUAUGUUUAUCCACUACUUCAGCUUUUAAUUGCUCAAAUGUAUUUGUACAGCCAGUGGAAAAUACAAAGUGAGAAUUGUUGCCUCUGUGGCCAUAAAUUGAUGUUCUAACAGUCCUGCAGGCUUCCCAUUUUGUCAGUCUCUUGCUGAGAUUGUGGAUGUGGCUCUGCCCUUUAAAAGGGAUAUCAGUCUAUUUGAUAUUUACUAUGCAGUUUGAUGUUUGCACAUCACUUCUUGUUUGUCUUUAAAAGAAAAAAUGUAUAGUUCUCUACAGUCAAAGAAAUUCUACUUAAGGGAGGGCUCCACAGAUCUUCUAUAGAAGAGCUUUUCCCCCUUACACAAGAACCUUGUGUAAUGGAUAAGGGAAAUCAUAUUGCAUCCAGAGUAUAUAAUCUGCAUGCAGAAGCCUUUGCACAUAAUUAAAUGUGCACACAUCUCAAGACCUGCACAUGGAACUGCACAAGCAGAUAACUUUUUUCUUUCUGUCAGUAGUCCUCUGGAUGCUGACUGUUCUUGAUGCAGCUCUCUUCAGAAGAACAAUCUGGCUUCCCAGUGAUUUGAUAUCCAGUAUGCAAAUAAAGGCCAUCUACUCAUAAUCUCUGAAGUGAACAGGCUUAUCCAUGCUCUGAUGUAGCAUGCAGAAUUGUGUCACUAUUCUCUUUGAGCUAUUUGGAUAUUAAAUGUUCCAGAAAAAAACAACUUGAAACAUUUUAUUGCAUUGCAAAUAAUUUCACCCUAAGAAGUCAUUUAUCUUACUUGCUCUAUGCAAGAGCCUCUUUAUGCAGUAUACAAAGUAUAACUUAAUUGCUUGAGAAUUAUGAAACAGGACUGUAAAACCAUCCUUUUUCUACAAAAUCAAAGCAUGGCAAUAGGUGUAUAGAUAGUAUUUUUAAAAUAUAUUCAGUACAUGUUCCUAUAGCAACUUGGACUUUGGUUAUCACAUCCUUGCAAAAGAGAACAGUAAGCUUCAUGAUUUUGUGAUAUUACUAUGUUCCAUUCUGCACAACACAAAAAAGACAUCUGUGGGAUGCCUUAAAAAGAAGUGACUGCCUCUGUUCACUCUGCACACCUAAAAUAUGACUUCCAAAGGAGGCUUAAAAAGAGGCAGCUUCUGGGUGUUUUCCAGACAGCAAAGGCAUCAGAGAGGAAACGAGGCUGUUUCCUGCCCAAACAUUUUGUUCUCUGGUCAAUUUCACCCUCAGCUUGCACAUGACAUUUUGUGUGCAGCUGAAGGGAUUCUCCCUUCCACCAUUUGCUGAAAGUUAUUCUGGAGGCUCUGAUCCUGGAUGCCUUUUCAUCCCAAAAAGUCCAUAGUUUUACUCAGCUGGUCCUUCCAAUUCCAGUAAUAUAUAGUUUUGAGAGUCAGCAUGGUGUAGUGGUUAAAAACAGGUGGAUUCUAAUCUGAAGAACCAGGUUUGAUUCCCCACUCCUCCACCUG